AUGUCAUCAUUAUCUUACAUAUGUGAAGAAUAUGGAUCUAAUUCGGAAGAUAGUGAUACUGACACAAUAGCCCAUGGAACCAAUAGGAGACCUAAGCUACCCGCACCUGAUUUGAGCAAAGUAGCUGUUGUACCGAGUGAUACUCACUUUGAUGAUCCACAGCUUCAUGGGGGCCGGUUGCGGUCAUUUCCACAUGUGAGAGGAAACUGGGCUACAUUUGUUUAUGUAAAUUAUCAUCACCAAACAGAAGUUGUUUUCAAUUUAUUAAAAAAAAUUGAGAAGAUUGUUCUAACUAAAGUGGACACAUGUCAUCGCUGUGAUGAUUUACAUAUUAGUUUGUCAAAAACAUUUAUUUUAAAGUAUCAUUUAAUAUCAACAUUCAGUUCGUCACUUCAGAAAGUUCUCAGCACUGUUGAAAGUUUUGAUAUAGGGUUUGCUGCAGUCAAAGUAUAUUGCAACGAGGACCAGUCGAGAACAUUCAUAUCUCUUGAUGUGGAUCCCUUCAGUCAUAAAAACUUACUAAAUGUGUCAAAAAAGGUGGACGAUGUUAUGAUUGAAUUUCAGCUGCCAACAUUUUACGAGGACCCGUCAUUCCAUAUGAGCCUUUUGUGGACAAAUGGUAAUAAAAAAUCUGAAUUCGACACUAUUAUUGACACAUUAAAUGAUCUACUGUUGCAGGAGAUCGAAAAAGAUUUAAGUACAGUCUUAAUUGAUACAAUCAAUUGUAAAAGUGGAAACAAGUACUUUCAGUACUCAUUGGUAUAA
This is a messenger RNA of Spodoptera littoralis (African cotton leafworm), 765 nucleotides long. Lineage: Eukaryota; Metazoa; Arthropoda; Insecta; Lepidoptera; Noctuidae. The record is from the annotation of a GenBank genome assembly.